Botrytis cinerea B05.10 is the source of this 1019-nucleotide messenger RNA. RefSeq lists its product as hypothetical. Gene Ontology annotation, molecular function: structural constituent of ribosome. Bases 90 to 809 code for a protein of 239 amino acids. Lineage: Eukaryota; Fungi; Ascomycota; Leotiomycetes; Helotiales; Sclerotiniaceae. The transcript is spliced from 6 exons. Gene Ontology annotation, biological process: translation. Gene Ontology annotation, cellular component: ribosome. The record is from RefSeq and is a predicted model, not a curated record.
GAACUUUCCAAAAUUUCGAAGUCUUCAUUCCUCUCAGCGACAAAUCACCGACGACAACCUCGACCACUUGACCACUUACCACCGUCAAGAUGAAGUUGAACAUUUCAUUCCCUGCCAAUGGCAGUCAAAAGCUCAUCGAUAUCGAAGACGAGCGCAAGCUCCGUGUCUUCAUGGACAAGAGAAUGGGCGCUGAGGUUCCAGGAGACUCCGUCGGAGACGAGUUCAAGGGAUACAUCUUCAAGAUUACCGGUGGUAACGACAAGCAAGGUUUCCCAAUGAAGCAAGGUGUUAUGCACCCAACCCGUGUCAGACUUCUCCUUUCCGAGGGUCACUCUUGCUACCGCCCACGCCGCACUGGUGAGCGCAAGCGUAAAUCCGUCCGUGGAUGCAUCGUCGCCAUGGAUUUGUCCGUUCUCGCUUUGAGCAUUGUCAAGCAAGGAGAGAGCGACAUCCCAGGUGUCACCGACGUUGUCCACCCAAAGAGAUUGGGCCCCAAGCGUGCCACCAAGAUUAGAAAGUUCUUUGGGCUCACCAAGGAGGAUGAUGUCCGUAAAUUCGUUAUCCGUCGUGAGGUUCAACCAAAGGGUGAGGGCAAGAAGGUCUACACCAAGGCACCAAAGAUCCAACGUUUGGUCACCCCUCAACGUCUCCAACACAAGCGUCAUAGACUCGCACUCAAGCGUCGUAACGCUGAGCGUACCAAGGAUGCUGCCAGCGAGUAUGCUGCUAUCCUCGCCAAGCGUGUCUCUGAGGCCAAGAACGCCAAGGUUGAUGCCCGCAAGCGCAGAGCUUCUUCUAUGCGUAAGUAGAGGAUUUUCACGAUGGGUAAUAAAAUCGUAGUCUUUGUGGAUGUUUGGCGAGUGGAAUGAAUUCUCAGCCGGGUUCAACAGGUCAAAAAAGCAUUAUACCAGGAUGCUAGAUACCAAUUUAAAAUGGACUGCAUAUUACUACUUAGGAUGGCGUUUCUGGAAUGCAAAUGAUGUGCUAUUAAUAUGUUUUGAUAUUCCCUUAUAUUGUCA